Messenger RNA from Passer domesticus (house sparrow), 2659 nucleotides. RefSeq lists its product as uncharacterized. The transcript is spliced from 2 exons. The record is from RefSeq and is a predicted model, not a curated record. Bases 207 to 2192 code for a protein of 661 amino acids. NCBI's taxonomy places the organism in Eukaryota, Metazoa, Chordata, Aves, Passeriformes, Passeridae.
CCAGACCCCAGGAGGAAGCGGCUCCCAGGAUCCCUGUGUCCCGACGACGUCAGAUGCGGAGCAGGAGAGGGUGAACCCCAGCUCUCAGCCCCCAGCCCCUUGCCUGGCUGGAUGGAACACCAGCCCUCAGCGGGCAGUGGCUGGGGGCAAGGGGCAGCUCAGGCCUGCCCCUGUAGGACACUGAGGAGGAGGGGGUCUUUGCCCACAUGGACAAGGACUGGGAAUAUGACACGGAUCAAGAGCUUUCCCAAUGGGGACACAUUGCCAGACGACGGCGCUGCCUUUGGGAGGAAAUGACGGCCCAGGAGUAUUACCGACUACAAGACGAUGUGAUGAUCCAGGACAUCUCCUCACAGGGAGUGGGGAGGCACCAAGAGCUGCAUCAGAGGUGCAAGUGCAAGAGAGGUGUCAGUGUGAGAGUCCAGUGGGGAGAUGCCACACAGCAAGAGCAGGAAGGGGAGGAACACCAGGAACCAUCUCCUUUGGAAGAAGUGCAAGGCCAUCCGGACACAUUCCAACAGGAAGGAGACAAGACAGACCCAGAGUUGUCCCAAGUGGCAGACAAGAGGGACAAGGACCUAUCACAAGGAAAAGACUACAAUGUCCAGGAGCUUCCCCAAUGGGAAGAAGACGGGAGCGACCAAAAGCUGCCCCAACAGGAAGUUAGGCUGUCCCACUGGGAAGAAGGCAUCGAUUACAAGAUAUGGGACAAACCCCUGCACCCAGAGAAGGAUGAGGAUGCCCAGACUUGUACCGAGGAGGGCCCCACCUCUCCCAGCAGUAUGGGCACCGAGGUGGCAGGAGAGGCAGCCCAUGAGCUGCCCAGAACCUCUUCUGCCCUGGGGAGUCCCACGGAGGAUGAGCUGGCAGCCACUGCUGCUCUGGCAGGAGCUGAUGAGGAGGAAGAGCCCCCCAAGCCCCUGCCUGCUGAGGUGGAAAAGGCACCAGGUUCUCCUGCCCUCAGGGAGGAGGAGCCAUCAGCAGUGGCAGAGAAAGCAGACCCUGCUUCGUGCUACCCCCCAGACUCCAGCCAGGCUCUGCUGGAUUUAGCGAGGCACAUCAGCUAUGACAUUGUGCACAAGGCUUUGCUUGUGAUCCAGGAAUCUGGCCAGCAGCCAGAGGAACAGAGGGACCUGGAGCAAAGCAGGGCUGCUGAACUGGAAGCAGCAACUGAAGGAGGAAGAAGGGAAGAGAGCCCAAUCUUGGCCCUGCACAGCCCACUGGGAGCCCAAGCCCCCAGUGAGGAGCAGGAGGAGGCAGAUGAGGGAUCAGUCCUGGCAGAGCAAGAGCCUGAGGAGGGGCCCUUGGCUGGGGAACUUGAGCUUCCUCAGUACAAAGAUGAGGAACACACAGAACUGUCCCAAGGAGAAAUCAACAAAUACCAAGAGGGGUCCCAAGGGGAAGCCUCAACUGAGCAGGAGCUGUCCCUAGAUGGAGAUGCAGAAGCACAAAGCCACCACGAGCUCUCUGAUUGGGAUGAAUGCAUCGAGGAAGAGCUGUCCCAUGGGGAUGCUGGAAGCUACCAAGAAAUUUCAGACUGGGAAGAGGCCAAGGAGCAGGACCAGUCCUUAGAAGAAGCACAAAGCCACCACGAGCUCUCCGAUUGGGAUGAAUAUAUUGAGGAAGAGCUGUCCCAUGGGGAUGCUGGAAGCUACCAAGAAAUUUCAGACUGGGAAGAGGCCAAGGAGCAGGACCAGUCCUUAGAAGAAGCCCAAAGCCACCAUGACCUCUCUGAUUGGGAUGAAUAUGUUGGGGAAGAGCUGUCCCAUGGGGAUGCUGGAAGCUACCAAGAAAUUUCAGACUGGGAAGAAGGCACGGAGCAAGACAUUGAGCAGAAGCUCUCCUCAGAAGAAGCCCGAAGCCACCACGAGCUCUCUGAUUGGGAUGAAUGCACUGGGGAAGAGCUGUCCUAUGGGGAUGGUAGCUACCACGAAAUUUCAGACUGGGAAGAAGGCACAGGGAAAGACCUUUCCCAAGGACCAGUCGGCAGCUCCCAGAAUCUCUCUGACUGGGAAGAAGACAGCAAGCAUGAGCUGCCCCAUGAAGACAUUACUCGCUACCAAGAGGUGUCUGAUUGGGAAGAGUCCAUUGGCCAAGGGGUAUCCAAGAAACGUCCCUCCUGCCUGCAGCGGGCACUGCGGGCGCUGCGGGGGCUCUUCUGCCCCUGCCUGGCCCCACAGCCCGAGGAUUAGGGCUGGCCCACAGCCUGCCCCCGUCCUGGGGCAGCCACACGGGCUGCCUUUGCCCAGACACGGCCCUGCAGCCCAAGCUGGCCUCCCCAGGACGAUUACCCAUGUGGCCAGCCCCAAUCCAGCACCCCUGGGGGACACUUGGUGACAUGUGACUCAGAGGUAAAGGCCACAGACUCAUCAGGGUGGGAAGAGACCUUGAAUGUCAUCCAGUCCCACCAUCACCCUGAAACCAUGUCCCCAAGUGCCACAGCCAGAUGAUGCUUGAACACGUCCAAAGAUAGAGACUCCACCACCUCCCCGAGGAGCUUCUUGCAAUCAAUGCCUGACCACUCUGUCAGGGAAAAAUUUUGAAUAUUUCAACAGAACCUCCCCCUGGUGGAAUCCAAAGACAUUUCCUCUCAUCCCGAAAGGAUUACAUGCUGAUCCUUUGGGAUUUUAUCCACUGGGAAUGGGCACAGACAGGUAUU